AUGCGAUCCCUUCGAUUACAUAGGUUGAUUAAUAUUGCUGCGCUAGUGCGGUCGCAAUCAGGUAGCGGCGGCGGGCGGUACCCACAGCGUGAGCAACAGCAGCGAUUCGGUGGUCCUCGCGAUGAUCGCCCGCCCAGGGGAAGACCCCCGCAGAACUUUUCACAGGGUGGCUACCGCAACUCAUUAAACGAGCCACAGUUGGUCGCAAGGCUCCUGGAGCUUUUCCCGAGUGGGAAGCCAUGCAUGCCAAUAAACAAAUGGGCUUCGUCCAUACCCGAGGAUAUUCAAGAGGCGUUGGUUCCAUUUGGUGGUUUAGCGCAGUUUACCGCAUCGCAAAGUAACUUUUUCAUCGUGCGAAAGGAGAACGGGACAGUGGUCGUCUCUCUUUCCACAAUGGCUUCUACACUAUGCGCUAAAAGGGAGAAAACAUUAAAAACGCGAAGAAAAGGCGGCUGCCUUCUCUGCCCGUCGCCGCGAGGAUCCGAGACGUCAGAGAUGACGCAAUGGAAAACUUGGCGCCGGGAAAAGGCGGCGGCUUGCGUUUGUUUUUGUUUAUUGUUGACCACGUCAAGGAGGGGAGACAAAAAGACGUGCGAAAAGGAAUAA
This is a messenger RNA of Trypanosoma conorhini, 606 nucleotides long. RefSeq lists its product as uncharacterized. The transcript has a single exon. The coding region runs from base 1 to 606 and encodes 201 amino acids. Lineage: Eukaryota; Euglenozoa; Kinetoplastea; Trypanosomatida; Trypanosomatidae. The record is from RefSeq and is a predicted model, not a curated record.